Messenger RNA from Neltuma alba, 1581 nucleotides. Its product is annotated as lysine histidine transporter 1-like. Bases 31 to 1413 code for a protein of 460 amino acids. The record is from RefSeq and is a predicted model, not a curated record. NCBI's taxonomy places the organism in Eukaryota, Viridiplantae, Streptophyta, Magnoliopsida, Fabales, Fabaceae. The transcript has 8 exons.
UGCGACCACAAAGCUCCAAACUUGAUCUCCAUGGGAACAGAGUCUGAGUCUGCAAUGAAUCAAACUGCUCAUGCCGCAGAAAGAGAGGGAGCCUCCGUCCCAUCUUUCGAGGUAGACACACGAACAGCGGAGCAGAAGGCAAUAGAUGAAUGGCUUCCCAUAACUUCUUCCAGGAACGCAAAAUGGUGGUACUCUGCUUUCCACAAUGUCACCGCCAUAGUCGGCGCCGGCGUCCUCAGCCUCCCCUCCGCCAUGUCACAUCUCGGCUGGGGACCUGGUGUGGUGAUUCUGGUAUUAUCAUGGGUAAUAACUUUGUACACACUGUGGCAAAUGGUGGAGAUGCAUGAGAUGGUACCGGGAAAGAGGUUUGACAGAUACCAUGAAUUGGGUCAGCACGCGUUUGGAGAGAAGCUAGGACUGUGGAUUGUGGUGCCGCAGCAACUGAUAUGUGAAGUAGGAGUGGACAUAGCGUAUAUGGUGACCGGAGGCAAAUCUCUGCAGAAAGUUCAUGACCUUUUGUGCAAUAAUUGCAAGCCCAUUAAGACUUCUUACUUCAUCAUGAUCUUCGCCUCCGUUCACUUCUUCCUCGCUCAUCUCCCCAACUUCAAUUCCAUUACUGGAAUCUCUCUCGCUGCAGCUGUCAUGUCUUUGAGCUACUCAACUAUCGCCUGGGCGGCUUCUGUGCACAAGGGUGUUCAACCAGACGUGCAGUAUGGACACAAUGGCAGUACUUCAGCAAAUACUGUCUUCGGCUUCUUCAACGCUUUGGGAGACGUUGCUUUCGCCUAUGCGGGACACAAUGUGGUGCUGGAGAUCCAAGCAACCAUCCCCUCAUCUCCUGAGAAGCCAUCAAAGGGACCUAUGUGGAGAGGAGUGCUCAUAGCAUACAUAAUUGUGGCCUUCUGCUACUUCCCUGUUGCUCUUAUAGGCUAUUGGACGUUUGGUAAUCAAGUUGCGGAUAAUAUCCUCAUCUCUCUGGAGAAACCAACUUGGCUUAUAGUAGCAGCAAACUUAUUUGUUGUGGUCCAUGUUAUAGGAAGCUACCAGCUAUUUGCUAUGCCUGUUUUUGACAUGAUUGAAACUGUGAUGGUAAAGAAAUGGCGUUUCAAACCAUCUCGUAUCCUUCGUUUCACUGUUCGCAAUUUAUAUGUUGCAUUCACUAUGUUUGUGGCAAUUACAUUCCCCUUCUUUGGCGCUCUGCUUGGAUUCUUCGGAGGAUUUGCUUUUGCCCCAACAACCUACUAUCUCCCCUGCAUUAUAUGGCUUGCUAUUUACAAACCUCGGAAGUUCAGCUUGUCCUGGAUCAUCAACUGGAUCUGCAUUAUUUUGGGAAUCCUGCUGAUGGUUGUGUCACCCAUCGGAGCACUAAGGCAGAUCAUAGUCAAUGCCAAGACCUAUGGAUUUUACCAAUAAGAUGAUGCUCACCAACACCCAGCCUCAAGUUUGAUGCUAUAGAAAUAAGCACUAAUGUAACUAGUUACGUGAACAAAGUAGCAAAACUUUGAAAUCUCCCUUCCCCAUAUUCCGUCAUGUUUUUCUUGCGUUUGAUACCAUUUUAACUGCGUAUCAAUAUAUUAUUUA